Musca vetustissima is the source of this 1110-nucleotide messenger RNA. RefSeq names its product cytochrome c1, heme protein, mitochondrial (gene Cyt-c1). Gene Ontology annotation, molecular function: electron transfer activity; heme binding. NCBI's taxonomy places the organism in Eukaryota, Metazoa, Arthropoda, Insecta, Diptera, Muscidae. Bases 89 to 1012 code for a protein of 307 amino acids. Gene Ontology annotation, biological process: mitochondrial electron transport, ubiquinol to cytochrome c. The transcript has 6 exons. The record is from RefSeq and is a predicted model, not a curated record.
AGCUCUAGUUUCGUAAUCUUUUCGUGAUUCGAAUUGAAUUUUCUUUCAUUCCUCCAAAAAAAAAGUUGUGCUUCUGGCCAAGACGACGAUGGCGGCUACGUUAGGAAGAAUUUGUGGUUCCAAAUUGCUUAAAUCCGUACCUGCAUUCAAUCUGCAGCAGGCCAACGGUUUAUCCACCGCAAAAACUUGGACUAAUGGCCAGAAGAAGUUAGUGGCCACUAUCGGAGCCUUGACCGGUGGUGUUGGUGCGCUUAUCUAUGCUUUGGAGCAAUCUGUUGAAGCUUCCGGCACUGAAGUACAUCCACCUAAGAUGCCAUGGAGUCAUAGUGGUCUGAUUUCAGCGUUGGAUCAUAGCAGUGUACGCCGUGGUUACGAAGUGUACAAGCAAGUUUGCUCAGCCUGUCACUCCAUGAAGUACAUUGCUUACCGCAAUUUGGUUGGUGUAACACAUACUGAAGCCGAAGCUAAGGCUGAAGCUGAAGGCAUCAUGGUACGUGAUGGACCCGAUGAUGCUGGUAACUACUAUGACCGCCCCGGUAAGUUGUCCGAUUACUUCCCAUCACCUUACCCCAACGAAGAAGCUGCUCGUGCUGCCAACAAUGGUGCUUAUCCACCUGAUUUAAGCUACAUUGUAUCUGCCCGUCAUGGUGGUGAAGACUACAUCUUCUCCCUCCUUACUGGCUAUUUCGAUGCCCCAGCUGGUGUAGUAUUACGUGAGGGUCAAUAUUUCAACCCUUACUUCCCUGGUGGUGCCAUUUCCAUGGCCCAAGUCUUGUACAAUGAGGUCAUUGAAUACCAAGACGGUACUCCAGCAACUCAAAGUCAGUUGGCCAAGGAUGUGGCUACCUUCCUUAAAUGGACUUCUGAGCCCGAACAUGAUGUACGCAAACAAAUGAUUAUUAAGGUUGUUGGUAUUAUGACCUUCUUGGCUGCCAUCACUUACUACAUUAAGAGACACAAGUGGUCCGCCAUGAAAUCACGAAAGAUUUUCUUCGUUCCCAAGAAAGAUUAAGCCAUUUUAGUUAAACGCCACACAUAAAUGUAUGCAAUUAGGCUACCAUCAGCAACAACAACAAUAGCCUUUGAUUAUAAUUGAAAAACUACAAAGAA